Molecule: messenger RNA, 726 nt
Organism: Lachancea dasiensis
Lineage: Eukaryota; Fungi; Ascomycota; Saccharomycetes; Saccharomycetales; Saccharomycetaceae
Source: the annotation of a GenBank genome assembly
AUGACGACGGUCACGGACGUCCAGAACGACAUUCAGGCCAAGCACCGUGCCGACCACCUUUCCGGUGGUAAUAUUGCGUUUCCGCAUCCGUUCUCAACACCAGAGUCCACGCCAGUCGAGUGUGGCAACGCCCCAAAAGUUUUGUCACCGUCCCCGGAGCCUCGCGACAACUUACCCAGCAAGCAAACAGUUCUCGUUUCACAGGUUGCCACUCUGCUUUCAGCGUUGACUUCUAAGUAUUCUAACCAUCGCGUCAACAACAGCAAGCCGCACCUGGUUACGUAUCUCACGGCGGUCUUCAAGCGCUCCAAGUGUUCCAAAAAGAUCAUUUUGCUGUCCAUCUACUACUUCCACAAGCUGUACACCUACAAGCUGGACUCCAUCACCAAUCUGCCAGAGUUUUCGAGAUGUUCCAAACGCGUGUACCUGUGCUGCCUUAUCCUAGCCCACAAGUUCCUCACCGACCAAACAUUCUCUAUGGCGUCAUGGCAGCGUAUUAGUGGAUUGUCGCCCAAGGACAUCUCAGUGAUGGAGCGUUGGUCUUUGAAAAAGCUUGAGUACGAACUUUUCAUCAGCGAUACCCAUUUAAAUGCCUGGUGCAAGAGUACGCUAUACAGCGCAGUGGUUGAGGAAAGCAAUAUUUGCAAAAAAAGAUAUAGAGAUUUGGAGUUUGACUUGGAAAUGGAACCAAGCAAGAGAUUACAUACCACUGUAGUUGUAAAUUAG